AAUAAUUUUCCAGCGUAGGAAAAAAGAAUACCUUAAAAUAAAGUGUUUUAAAUAAAUAAAGCAGUCAGAAUGUUGGAUAAUAGAUGAACACAUAAGCAGUUAUACAGCAUUAUGCUGUAAUUUGUAGUCAAUUAUGUUCAAUUAAGUUAAAAAGUUGCUGAUGUGCAGAACUGGCCAAUCAGAGCAGUUGCGUAAAAUAAUCUCGACCAAUGAGAAAACAGAAGGAGGAGACUAUUAAUAAUGCCGCACAAAACUUCUCUCUCACCAAUAAGUUGUGUAAUGUUGCCAGUUCCUCAGCCCGACGCGUCAUGAAACCGAACAAUUAGUGCGCUUAUUGGGAAUACUUCUGUGAGAUCGCAGGAUUUUAAAAUGUCUAAGGAGCCGGAUAAAGCUGCUUCUAUCCCGGAGAGUUGUUUUCUGGAUGAUGUGGACUCUGAUUCUCCGUCUUCUCCAUCUGUGUCUGAUGAUCCAGGCUCGCGCGCCGCUCCGCCACCGGACACCGAUGGAGACGCGCGGUUCCCUGUGUGCAUCCGAGACGCGGUGUCGCAGGUCCUGAAGGGCUACGACUGGUCCCUGGUGCCGAUGCCGAUGCAGGGAAGUCGGUCUCUGAAGGACAAACCGCACGUGAAGAGACCCAUGAACGCGUUUAUGGUGUGGGCGCAGGCGGCGCGGAGGAAACUCGCCGAUCAGUACCCGCAUCUGCACAACGCGGAGCUCAGCAAGACCCUCGGGAAGCUCUGGAGGCUGUUGUCUGAGAGCGAGAAGAGGCCGUUUGUGGAAGAAGCUGAAAGACUGAGGCUGCAGCAUAAGAAAGACUAUCCUGAUUAUAAAUAUCAGCCGCGGAGACGCAAGAGUCUAAAACCUGGACAGAAUGAAGCAGAAGCAGGAGCCGAGAAAAACCUUCAUCACACGGAUCCAAUCUACAAGACGGAAGCGGGAAUGAGAGCCAUGCACCAUCAGACCAUCCAUGGAGUUCAACCACACGGACCUCCAACGCCUCCAACCACACCGAAAUCCGACCAGCAUCAAAGCAUGAAGCGCCUGUCGGAAAACGCCAGACAGAACAUAGACUUCAGCAACGUGGACAUUUCAGAGCUGAGCAGUGACGUCAUCGGCAGCAUUAGCCAGUUCGACGUUCGAGAGUUUGACCAAUAUCUGCCAUUAAAUGGGCACACGGAGAGCGGCGGCGGGCAGCACUCCAGUCCCGGCUGCUUCAGCACUUCUUUUCACCAUCACAGCGGCGCUUCAGCGUGGAACAAACCGUCCGGGUCACCGUCCACAUCCAGCGCAAACCAACAAAGACCUCUCAUUAAAACUGAACAAUUGAGUCCCUCUCAUUAUGGACAGUCUCACGGCUCACCGACUCAAUCUGAGCUCAGCGACUGUGCCGACAUGCAGAACUCGGCGUACUUCACCACAUUUUCCGGCUACCCGGCUGGCAUUUAUCAGUAUCCGUACUUCCACUCCACCAGACGGUCCUACAUGACUCCAGUUCUCAACACUUUGUCCAGUCCAUCUCAUAGUCCUGGUACAAACUGGGAGCAGCCGGUUUACACGACUUUAACUCGGCCAUGAUGAUGCGGAUGAGGAUGUCAGAAAUGCAGAGAACUAUGGGACAGAGGUGAUUGAACGUGAUACAUUUGAUGCACAUGAUACACUGUAAAAAGUGAUUAGUUAGUUCACUAGUUAGUUAUGACUAUAAGAGUAAAGCAGUUAUAACUUGGAACUUUUUAAGUUGACUUAAUUUUUGUAAUUAUGCAUAUGGCUCAAUUAAAGUAUAAUUUUAAAACAACGGGUUCACUCACUUUUUUAAGUAUAUUCAAUUAAUCAUUUUAAAAUCAUUGUGUUUACUUUUUAAAGCUGACUCUAUUAGUUACUUUAAAUGCAUUGGGUUUACUGAUGUUUUUAAGUAAAGUCAACUAAUCCCUUUAAAAGCAACAGGUUUACUCACGUUUUAAAGUAGACCCAACAAAUGGCUUUAAAAGCAACAGGUUUACUCACUUUUUUAAGUAAAGUCAACUAAUCCCUUUAAAACAUUGGAUUUACCUACUUUUUUAAAGUAGAAUCAACUAAUCGCUUUUAAAAGCAACAGGUUUACUCACUUUUUCAAGAGUUCACACUUAGCUCAUGAUUUAU
Molecule: messenger RNA, 2136 nt
Organism: Danio rerio (zebrafish)
Lineage: Eukaryota; Metazoa; Chordata; Actinopteri; Cypriniformes; Danionidae
Source: RefSeq, a predicted model, not a curated record